UGUCCAUGAUCUCAUCGGCAGCCCGGCCUCCUCCUCCUCCUCCUCCCGCGCCGCUCCGCCACCCCCAGCCGAGCUCGGGCAGCGGCAGCACCGCCCGGAAGGUCACCGGCCGCCGUCCGCCCCGCCUGGCCGCGGGCCGCGGUCCCCGUAUGUGGUGGUGGGGUGGUGCUGCCGCGGGGCUGAGAGAGGCGGGCGCCGGCGGGAAGGAGCGUGGGGGCGAGAAGAUGGCUGCCCCCGCGCCCCCCGCGCCGGAGGCGGCCCUCGCCCCCGCCGGCCCGCCGCGCCUUCGCCAGUCUGACAGCAAUGCAAGCUUUCUCCGAGCUGCCAGAGCUGGCAAUCUGGACAAAGUAGUGGAAUACCUGAAGAGUGGAAUAGACAUUAACACAUGUAAUCAGAAUGGACUCAAUGCUCUGCACCUGGCAGCUAAAGAAGGCCAUGUGGGACUGGUACAAGAAUUAUUGGAAAGAGGGUCGGCUGUGGAUUCUGCCACCAAGAAAGGGAAUACAGCCCUGCACAUUGCAUCCUUAGCAGGCCAAGCUGAAGUUGUCAAGGUUCUGGUUAAGGAAGGAGCCAAUAUUAAUGCGCAAUCUCAGAAUGGCUUUACUCCUUUAUAUAUGGCAGCUCAAGAGAACCACAUUGAAGUGGUGAAGUAUCUCCUGGAGAAUGGAGCCAACCAAAGCACAGCUACUGAGGAUGGUUUCACUCCUCUCGCUGUUGCACUGCAACAAGGACACAAUCAGGCAGUGGCCAUCCUCCUGGAAAAUGACACCAAGGGCAAAGUGAGAUUGCCUGCUCUGCAUAUUGCUGCUAGGAAAGAUGACACCAAAUCAGCAGCGCUCUUGCUGCAGAAUGACCACAAUGCUGAUGUGCAGUCCAAGAUGAUGGUGAAUAGGACGACUGAGAGUGGCUUUACACCUUUGCACAUAGCUGCGCACUAUGGAAAUGUCAAUGUGGCGACGCUGCUGCUAAACCGAGGAGCUGCAGUUGAUUUCACAGCAAGGAAUGGAAUCACCCCACUGCAUGUGGCUUCCAAAAGGGGAAACACAAACAUGGUGAAGCUCUUGUUGGAUCGCGGAGGGCAGAUCGAUGCCAAAACCAGGGAUGGACUCACUCCCCUCCACUGUGCUGCAAGAAGUGGACAUGACCAAGUUGUGGAGCUGCUCCUGGAACGAGGUGCCCCGCUGCUUGCACGGACCAAGAAUGGACUCUCUCCCCUUCACAUGGCGGCUCAGGGGGACCAUGUGGAGUGCGUCAAACACCUCCUGCAGCACAAAGCUCCUGUGGAUGAUGUCACGCUGGAUUACCUGACUGCCCUCCAUGUGGCUGCACACUGUGGCCACUAUCGUGUCACCAAACUCCUUCUGGACAAGAGAGCAAAUCCCAAUGCUCGUGCCCUGAAUGGUUUUACUCCACUGCACAUUGCCUGCAAGAAAAAUCGCAUCAAAGUCAUGGAACUCCUGGUGAAAUAUGGGGCUUCAAUCCAGGCUAUAACAGAGUCGGGCCUCACACCAAUACACGUGGCUGCAUUUAUGGGCCACUUGAACAUAGUCCUCCUUCUGCUGCAGAAUGGAGCCUCUCCCGAUGUCACUAACAUUCGUGGAGAAACUGCGUUGCACAUGGCGGCACGUGCUGGGCAGGUGGAAGUUGUUCGCUGUCUCCUGAGAAAUGGGGCCCUGGUUGAUGCCCGAGCCAGGGAAGAACAGACUCCACUGCACAUUGCUUCUCGCUUGGGAAAAACGGAGAUCGUCCAACUUCUGCUACAGCACAUGGCCCACCCUGAUGCAGCAACUACUAAUGGCUACACUCCACUACACAUCUCUGCCAGAGAGGGACAAGUUGAUGUUGCAUCCGUUCUCCUAGAGGCCGGUGCCUCGCACUCCAUGUCCACCAAAAAGGGAUUCACACCUUUGCAUGUGGCUGCCAAAUACGGGAGUCUGGAAGUGGCAAAACUCCUGCUACAGCGUCGUGCCUCUCCCGACUCAGCUGGCAAGAACGGCCUCACCCCCCUGCACGUCGCGGCCCAUUACGACAACCAGAAGGUGGCGCUGCUGCUGCUGGAGAAGGGCGCCUCGCCACACGCGACCGCCAAGAAUGGAUACACCCCUCUCCAUAUUGCUGCCAAGAAGAAUCAGAUGCAGAUAGCAACCACUCUAUUGAACUAUGGGGCUGAGACCAACAUUUUGACCAAGCAAGGAGUCACCCCGCUUCAUCUGGCUUCCCAAGAAGGUCACACUGACAUGGUGACCUUGCUUUUGGAGAAAGGAUCCAAUAUCCAUGUGGCAACAAAGACUGGACUGACAUCCUUACACCUUGCAGCUCAAGAGGAUAAGGUGAACGUAGCUGAAAUACUCACAAAACAUGGUGCAAACCAAGAUGCUCAGACAAAGCUUGGUUAUACACCUUUAAUUGUGGCGUGUCACUAUGGAAACAUCAAAAUGGUGAAUUUUCUUCUCAAGCAGGGAGCAAAUGUCAAUGCUAAAACGAAGAAUGGAUACACCCCUCUUCACCAAGCUGCUCAACAAGGCCACACUCACAUCAUCAAUGUCCUUCUCCAACAUGGGGCCAAGCCCAAUGCCAUCACCACUAAUGGUAACACUGCCUUAGCUAUUGCAAGGCGGCUGGGAUAUAUCUCAGUGGUCGAUACGCUGAAGGUUGUAACGGAGGAGAUUACUACCACCACAACUACUGUGACAGAGAAGCACAAGCUAAAUGUACCUGAAACAAUGACUGAGGUCCUGGAUGUUUCAGACGAAGAAGGUGAUGACACCAUGACAGGAGAUGGAGGAGAGUACCUUAGACCAGAAGACCUCAGAGAACUAGGAGAUGACUCUUUACCAAGCAGCCAGUUCUUAGAUGGUAUGAACUACCUAAGGUAUAGCUUGGAAGGAGGACGAUCUGACAGCACCAUGCCCAGCCUGCGAUCCUUCAGUUCAGACAGGUCCCACACACUGAGCCAUGCUUCCUACCUGAGGGACAGUGCCAUGAUUGACGACACAGUUGUAAUCCCCAGCCAGCAGGUAACAACUCUGGCCAAAGAAGCUGAAAGGAAUUCGUAUCGCUUAAGCUGGGGACCUGAAAACUUGGACAAUGUGGCUCUUUCUUCCAGCCCUAUUCAUUCAGGCUGCAUAUCUGCAAAAAAGGAGGCUGGAUCCUUGCUAACAAGCUUCCUAGUUAGUUUCAUGGUGGAUGCUCGUGGGGGUGCCAUGAGAGGCUGCAGACAUAAUGGACUCAGAAUCAUUAUUCCUCCACGGAAAUGCACUGCUCCAACACGAGUGACUUGCCGUUUGGUGAAACGUCACAGACUGGCCACCAUGCCUCCUAUGGUGGAAGGUGAAGGUCUGGCCAGCCGCCUGAUUGAAGUGGGACCUUCUGGUGCUCAGUUUCUUGGUAAACUUCAUCUGCCUACGGCUCCUCCCCCACUUAAUGAGGGAGAAAGCUUGGUCAGCCGAAUCCUUCAGCUGGGGCCUCCUGGGACCAAAUUCCUUGGGCCUGUGAUUGUGGAGAUUCCCCAUUUUGCUGCUCUACGUGGGAGAGAGCGAGAGCUGGUGAUCCUGCGCAGUGAGAACGGGGACAGCUGGAAGGAGCACUUCUGUGAAUACACUGAGGAUGAACUGAACGAAAUCUUGAAUGGGAUGGAUGAAGUACUUGAUACCCCAGAGGAGCUUGAGAAGAAACGUAUCUGCCGCAUCAUCACCCGAGAUUUCCCUCAGUACUUUGCAGUGGUAUCCCGCAUCAAACAGGACAGUAACCUCAUCGGACCAGAGGGGGGUGUGCUGAGUAGCACUGUUGUACCACAAGUGCAGGCAGUCUUCCCAGAAGGGGCUCUCACCAAAAGAAUUCGCGUUGGCCUCCAGGCUCAACCUAUGCAUACCGAACUUACGAAGAAGAUUUUGGGCAACAAGGCUACCUUCAGUCCUAUAGUCACGCUGGAGCCCAGGAGAAGGAAGUUCCAUAAGCCCAUCACGAUGACCAUUCCCAUCCCUAAGGCCUCCAGCGAUGGGAUCAUGAAUGGUUAUGGAGGCGACACACCUACUUUAAGGCUACUAUGCAGCAUAACAGGAGGAACCACCCCUGCCCAGUGGGAAGACAUCACUGGAACAACACCACUGACAUUUGUUAAUGAAUGUGUUUCCUUCACAACAAACGUGUCUGCCAGAUUUUGGUUAAUAGACUGUCGACAGACACAAGAAUCUGUUACUUUUGCUUCCCAAGUGUACAGAGAGAUUAUCUGCGUCCCCUACAUGGCCAAAUUUGUGGUGUUUGCUAAAUCACAUGAUCCCAUUGAAGCACGGUUAAGAUGUUUUUGCAUGACAGAUGACAAGGUGGAUAAAACUCUAGAACAACAAGAAAAUUUUGCUGAAGUUGCCAGGAGCAGGGAUGUAGAGGUAUUAGAAGGAAAACCCAUCUAUGUUGACUGCUUUGGCAAUUUGGUGCCACUAACGAAGAGUGGGCAACAUCAUAUAUUCAGUUUUUUUGCCUUCAAAGAAAAUAGACUUCCUCUGUUUGUUAAGGUGCGAGACACCACGCAAGAACCCUGUGGACGAUUAUCAUUCAUGAAGGAGCCAAAAUCGACAAGAGGCCUCGUUCAUCAAGCCAUAUGCAAUUUAAACAUCACUUUACCCAUUUACACAAAGGAAUCAGAAUCAGACCAAGAACAAGAAGAAGAGGUUGAUGUGACUUCAGAAAAAAAUGACGAGACAGAAUCUACAGAAACAUCUAUACUGAAAAGCCAUCUGGUUAAUGCAGUCCCUGUACUAGCCAGUCCAGACCUGUUGUCUGAAGUUUCUGAGAUGAAACAAGAUUUGAUCAAAAUGACUGCCAUCUUGACAACUGACCCUUCUGAUAAAUCGGGCUCCAUUAAAGUGAAAGAUCUUGGAAAAGCUGGUGAGGAAGAGCCAGGAGAGCCUUUUGAAAUAGUUGAAAGAGUGAAAGAAGACUUAGAAAAAGUAAAUGAAAUUCUGAGAGGUGGGUCCUAUACCAGAGAAGAACAUGUUUUGCAGAAGUCCCUUUCCAAACAAGAACUUUCAGAAGAAGAAUGGGUCAUUGUCAGUGAUGAAGAAAUUGAAGAGGCCAGAAGAAAUGCUCCUUCAGAAGUCACCGAACCUACAUGUGUAGAAGUCCGGGUAGGUGAAGGGACAACAAAAAUGGAAAAGGCAGACGUGACAGGGAUGGUAGAUUACCUUACAGAGGACUUAAAGACAUACGUUUCUCUUCAUAAGGUACAGCCACCAGCCUUACAAGAAGACUUGGUAGAGGAGAGAUUUGAAGCCGUAGUAGUAAGCAGGGAUUCUGAGAAAGAAGGUCAAAAAUCUCAGGCAGCCAAACCACGAAGUCUGCAGGAGCAACACAAGCCGGCCUUAGAAAUUAAAAAGCCCCUUAGGACAAAAUUAAGAGACAAGCCAAAGCAAAAGGAAGGCAAGAUGCGCAGCGGUGAAGAGCAGCCAAGGCUAACAAAGCUCACUUCGGAGGUGUUGCAAGGUGGUGAGGAACCUGGCCUAAUGCCGACAGCUGCUCUGGAGGCUAAAGCUGUAUCCCCUGUUAUAGAGGAAACUCCUAUUGGCUCAAUCAAAGAUAAAGUUAAAGCUCUUCAGAAACGAGUGGAAGAUGAGCAAAAAGUACGGUCAAAACUGCCUGUCAGAAUUCAAACCAAAGAAGGCACUGCUGAGAAGGCUUCCAAAAGACCGGUACAAGUCAAAAAGCCGGCAGCACACAAAGCACAGCCGCCUGUUUCCCCUUCUUCUAAGACAGAAAGACUUGAAGAGACCAUGUCGGUUCGCGAACUGAUGAAAGCCUUCCAGUCAGGUCAAGACCCAUCCAAGAAUAUAUCUGGACUGUUUGAGCACAAAUCUGUCAAACAGAAGCAACAGUUCCCCGAGAAGGAAACAACACGGAGAAAACCAACAGUUUCACAAAGCGAAAUGAGGCGAGUAACGAGCCACAAGACAGACAAACAGAAGGACAAACAAAGUGCGGUAUUAAAAACAGAGAAAGAGCCGCAAUCCAAAAAAGGAAAAAUGCAACUAUCUACCAUUGAAACUACCAAGAAAGCUGUAGGUAAAGACCAGGUAAAAGAGCAGGGCAGCAAAAAACCAACUGAACCUCUCCCUCCGGUGUUUGAUGAUGAAAGUGCCAAAGAUACAGUGGUUGGAAAGGGCAGGCCUUCUGAUGACCAGGGAGAUACUGACUUCCAGAUCAGCCCUGACAGAAAAACCUCAACAGACUUUUCUGAUGUCAUUAAAGAAGAACUGGAGGACAAUGACAAAUACCAACAGUUCCGGCACCUUUCGGUGACGGAGGAGGGAGAACUUAACUUGGAGCAAGUACUGACCAGCCCGUUCAGCGUUGCUUUUCCCACAGAGUACGAGAAAGACGGGUUCCUGCCCACUCUUUCUCUGCAAAGUGCUGCUUUUGAUGGGAGCUCCGAGAGCCUGAAGCAUGAAGGUGUGGCCGAUUCUCCAGGUAGCCUACUGGACGGAACCCCUCAGAUCAGCUCUGAGGAAAGUUAUAAGCAUGAGGGUCUGGCAGAAACUCCAGAAACAAGCCCCGAAAGCCUUUCGUUCUCACCAAAGAAAACAGAUGGGCCAACUGAAGAAGCUAAAGGAGCAGCUAGUGCGCACACAACAGCAGAAACAUGUUCUCCGAAGGAACUCCCUCCGAAGGAAGAUGAAAAAGGUAUUACUGAAAGGCAGCUAGAUGCUGUUACUGAGACUAGUAAGUCUCAUUCUGACCAUGUAUCGGAAGAGCUUGUACCUACGGCCUCUGAAGAAGAGGCUGAUAAGCUUACAGAAAGUAGCUCAGCUUCCAUUAUGAAAGAUAUUAGCAGGGAUACAGAAUCCGAAACCACUGCACAUUUAACUAAGCCUUCUGAAACACAUGACACUGCUUUAGCGAAAGACAAAGAUAUAACCUGUGAACGCCGUGUUGCGGUUAGAAGUCCCCAGAAAUUGGAACUUUCACUUGCUAGCCAUGAUAGUGAAAGCUUUAGCCCAGUUGCAGAUGACUCUUUCGCUAUAAGUCAUAAAGACUCCCUGGAGGCAAGCCCAGUGCUAGAAGAUAACUCGUCACACAAAACACCUGAUUCUUUGGAGCCCAGUCCUAUGAGAGAGUCUCCCUGCCGCGAUUCUCUUGAAAGUAGCCCCGUAGAACAAACGGUGAAGGCUGGUAUUUUGGGGCAGGGUCCUCUGCCGUCCCUUCUUAGCAAAGGAGAAACCUGCCCGGAGCUGGCGUCGGUGCGUUCCAGGAUUCUUCGUGACCCUGAGGGAAGUGCUGAUGAUGACAGUCUAGAGCAAACGUCCCUCAUGGAGAGCUCGGGGAAAAGUCCGCUUUCACCUGAGACUCCUAGUUCUGAAGAAAUUAGCUAUGAAAUCACACCUAAAACAGCAGACUCGCAGGCACUGUCCAACGUACGGAAGUCGGCCAUGAUCCCUGAAGUGAGCGAAGAACCGGAGGACGAUUCGGAAAGCGAGCCGAAGAAGAGAUUCACCCCUGAAGAGGAGAUGUUUAAAAUGGUGACCAAAAUCAAAAUGUUUGAUGAGUUGGAACAAGAAGCGAAACAGAAGAGAGAUUGCAAAAAGGAUUGUAAGCAAGAUGAAUCUGCUGCCGUUGCUAAUUCAGAAGCUGCAUGUAGAGCUGAAGAACCACAGUUAACGGCUGUGGAAGACAGAGAUGUACCUAUGGUGGUGAUGCCCACAGCUGAAUCUAGAAAAAGCUCUUCCUCUUCCGAAAGUGAGCCAGAAUUGACUCGGCUGAAAAGAGAGGCCGACUCGGGCCUCUUAAUGGAACCUGUGAUCCGAGUGCAGCCGCCCUCACCGUUACCAUCCAGUAUCGACUCCUGCUCUAGCCCCGAUGAAGCAGGUUUUCAACCUAUUAAUUCAGAAAGGUGCUCUAUCGGGAUUGGUGUGGUUAAAGUGGAACAGGAUAAGCCGAUAGAAGAUGACAAAGAAGAACUGCUUAUCCCCAGGGGCAGCUGUACGGCUUCCGCUUGUCUUUCUGACGGUUGUGCAGAACCUGACAAAUCAAAAUGUGGCUGUACAAAUGACAGGGAGAUCAUUAGUCCUAAUGCCCCAGCCGCACAAUCUGGGGGUACUCUGUGUCAUUCCACUGAUGCCAGUUCUCAAGAAGAAGUUAACGUUGAGUCGUUGCUAACACUCGAGCGAUGCGACACUACCAAAAAAGAUGCUGAAGUCACCUCAUCGUUAACAUGCACAGAUCUCAUUGCUACAGGAGCUGUGCCAGAGAAUGUAGACAGAAGUUCUUGUGGACACGGUACCGCCAAGUACUCUGUACCACAACAUGCCAAACAGGCUGAAAGCGAUACUGCUGACCGUUUCGCUUUGGGAAGCGGUUUGGGAAAAGCAGAUACAGAUUUUGAAACAUGUCCAGGAGAGAUUCAUGCUGAGGAACCCCUACCAGAGUAUUCGUCCCUCACUGCUGAAACAGUGGAACCGGAAAGCUGUGUGGCAGAUGCUGCUGAAAGUAGUAUAGUAAGCCCUUAUGAGAACAUCUCUUCUGAACAUUUCUUUACUGACUCUGAAAGUAAGGUAGGAUCUGGUAGAAAUCUGCUGCCUAGGGAAAGCUGUUCUACCAAGGAAGGGAAAGAUCAGACUGGUGAAGCUUUACUUAGCAGAGACGCAGGUAGCGAGCAUUGCUUUUCAGAGGAAGUAUAUAUGGAAAUAGAGCCCAAAACAGAAGAUGCAUUUCAGAAAAUGUCACAGGGGUCUUCGGCAUCAGAUUCCACAAAAUUAGCAGAAUCUGCCCUUGAGGAUAUCAAAGAUGAAACAGAGAAAUCAAUUGGUCGAGUUGUCAUCACUAAAACUGAUGUGGAUUCUGACAUGUGGAGUGAAAUACGUGAAGACGAUGAAGCCUUUGAAGCUCGGGUGAAAGAAGAGGAACAGAAAAUAUUCGGGUUGAUGGUAGACAGGCGAUCACAAGGCACAACACCUGAUACCACGCCGGCCAGAACACCCACCGAAGAAGGGACACCGCUUAGCGAACAGAAUCCGUUUCUUUUUCAGGAAGGAAAGUUGUUUGAAAUGACUAGAAGUGGGGCCAUUGACAUGACCAAAAGGAACUACCCAGAUGAAAGCUUUCACUUCUUCCAAAUGGGGCAGCAGCCUCAGGAAGAAGUUCCUUUAUCUGAAGAAGCAAAAGAAGCAGCAGAGGUAGAAUCUUGUAAGCUGAAGAGCUCACCAGAUCCAUUUUCACCUUUGGAAUUGGAGGACUCGGAUAUACAAGAAAAGGAUACCUUGAAAUAUUCACCCCCGGCAUCUGAGUGUAGCGAUAUAUCAGAAGAAAUGACGGAUGAAGGUGUCGGCACAGGCACCGCAAAAGCAGAUCUGAAAUCCAGAAUUCCGAUUAAAAUGGGUAUUUCGGCUUCUUCAAAAUCACCAAAGAAAGAAACCGCUGCCUCUGAAGCUGAGCCCUUCUCCAGAACGGAGACUGACGUGGUUGAGAGCAGUCAGGUGCCUUCCCCUACCUCUCCCGAGCAGUCCGUAGUAGAAGAUGAAUUAGAUUUUUCCAAAGUCACUAGAUUAGUUAGUUCUGGACAGGGCGAUGAGUCCCCAGACUCUUCGCCAGAGGAACAGAGAUCUGUGAUUGAAAUCCCUACUGCUCUAAUGGAGAGAGUGCCUUCUUGUGAAAGCAAAUCCAAAAUUCCUGUAAGAACAGCCACUGCUGCGUUGCAACAGUUGGAAAACGAGAGCCUUCCCACAGAUGGCUUCCUAGAUGGUUUGCAGUGCGAAGGAAAAGAUGACCCAGCGAAACCAAAGUCUAAAAUCCCAGUCAAAGCAGCUUUCCAAAAAACUGAACAGCAGCAUAUGUACACAGAUGCGUCUGUCCGCAAGCUAGAGUCACCCAAAGCUCUGGACGUGACUGGCAAACUGCCCACGAAACAAGAUAACCGCAGUAAAUCUGAAUCCGAUGCGAGUAGUCCCAUGGACCCAAAGACUAAGCGAUCAAUAAAAGCUAGGAGUUACACUGAAGCAGAAGCAGAGACCACAGAGAGGGAGAGAGAGAUGAACCUUGAGCUAGACUCAGAUGAGGCGACAACAGCAAGACCCAAGGCAUUUUCAUCACGGUUGCCAGUUAAAAGCAGAAGCACUACAGCCUCCCGCAGUGCUUUUAGUCCCACAAAAGAAAGUAAGGAACAUUUUUUUGACCUUUACAAAAACUCCAUAGAAUUCUUUGAAGAAAUUAGCGAUGAAGCUUCUAAGUUAGUGGAAAGACUCACACAGUCAGAGAGAGAACAAGAAUUAGUUUCAGACGAUGAAAGCAGUAGUGCCCUAGAAGUUUCAGUUAUUGAAAAUGUGCCAUCCGGUGAGACCCAGCAGUCAGUUCCGGAAGACAUCUUUGACACCAGACCCAUUUGGGAUGAGUCCGUAGAGACUCAGAUUGAACGUAUCCCUGAUGAAAAUGUCCAUGACCAUGCUGAAGAUCAACGGGAUGAUCGGGAAAGGACAGAGGAAAGACUGGCCCAUAUUGCUGAUCAUCUUGGAUUCAGCUGGACAGAGCUAGCGAGAGAACUGGAUUUCACUGAAGAGCAAAUUCACCAGAUCCGAAUUGAAAAUCCAAAUUCACUUCAAGACCAGAGCCACGCGCUCCUCAAAUACUGGCUUGAAAGGGAUGGGAAGCAUGCGACAGAUAUAAAUCUUACCCAAUGUCUUACAAAAAUCAACCGCAUGGAUAUCGUUCACCUCAUGGAAACCAGUGGCAUCGACUCCAUGCAGGUCCAUGGCACCCGCACAUAUGCGGAAAUGGAGCAAACGAUAGGAUUGGACCACAGUGAAGGGUUUUCUGCACUGCAAGAAGAAGUAUACAGUUCAAGACAUAAGCGAGAAGAGCAACAUAGAAUAUCUAAAGACAGUGAGCCAACCGAACACCCUCCUCUUGUCUCUGAGGAAGAUGCAUCUGUCAGUUUUUCUCCUUUUCAAGACAGCACUCCCAGGAGUGAGGCAGAAGUAUCAAUGGCCGAGCUCCUGAGACAAGCACAUAAGGAACAAGCAGAAGCUGAAUUCUCAGGGAAAACCCAAGAUGUGCCAGAAAAAACAUCUGCUUCACCACAGGAAUACUUCAUCACAACUCCAGGAACAGAGCGGUCCACGGCACCGGUAACUGGAAAAGCAGCAGGAGAGAAAUCCACCAGCUUCGGCACGUCGAAGGAAGAGAGAGAGAAACCAUCCCUGCAGUCCCCACUGUCUGCUCAGAGAGGUGACUCUCCCAUCAUCCGAGAGCCCGAGGACCCCCAGCUCCGCCAGGAUGACCUCUCUCCAAGGAGAACUAGUCUAGUGAUAGUAGAGUCAACUGAUGAACAGACAGAGCAGUUUGGAAAAGGCUAUGAAGAGGAAUCCUUAGAGAAGGCUGAUAGUAUGCCUGAAAUGCCACCAGAAACAGUCACAGAAGAGCAAUACACAGAUGAACAUGGCCACACGGUGGUAAAGAAGGUCACGAGAAAGAUCAUCCGGCGGUACGUCUCUCCAGAUGGCACAGAAAAAGAGGAAGUUGUAAUGCAAGGAGUGCCACAGAAACCCGUCACCAUUGAAGAAGGAGAUGGCUAUUCCAAAGUCGUAAAACGGGUUGUGCUGAAGAGCGACAGCGAACGGUCAGAGGUGACCGUGUCUGAACCUGCUGUUUUGCCUAGUGCCUCUGAGUUCCAGUCUGAGCCAGCAGAAGGCCGGAAGGUCAGCAAAGUCAUCAAGACCACUAUAGUGCAAGGUGAGAGAACGGAGAAACACCUGGGGGAUGCCAGCCUAGCUAGUGAUCUUCCGUCGGCCAAAGAGGACUUUGAAGAGGACAACACUCACUAAGUCCAGCAUGCACAAGAGGACUGUGAUGAAGGAUCAGUAUGGCCAACAUGUGCACAUAGAAGAGCUGGAAGACACACCAGAAGCACUACCGCAGGAUGACCUCCAACAGCACCUCCAGCAGCUUCUCAGGCACCUCUGCAGAGAGGACUGCAAACAGGACAACUGAGAAGCUGCCACAACCCAGCCCUCCAGCCCCUUUCACAGCAUUCAUCGUCAUUAUGUGCACACAUCACAACCUACAUCACUACCAGAAGACACAGUUACGUCUACUUGUUUCUCGAUACAGAGACUUUUUUUUUUCCUUACCCCAUUUUUCAUUUCAGCAUUUUGUUCAGUUUUUUGGUACACUGUAAGCUGAGUUGUGACCAAAGAGCAUUCUUCAUCCAAGAUCGUUUUCCACCGAACCAUCCUCGUUGUGCUGCACUGGGAGUUUGUCCGCAUUGCCGCUUCCUGCUGCUUCUGUGUUGCCUUCCUGAAAGGACGUUUGUGAAGCUUCAUGCACAGGCCUCUUGAACAAACUAUGUACAUGCAUCAUCACCACAGCAGCUAACAUGUAAACUCCCUGUAUAUAGUGACAGCACUUGGACUUACAGACUGCAGAAAGCACACUGCCGACCACUGCGAGUAGCAUCACAGGUUACAAGCUCUGUUGAUGCUGCCCAUGAGUGAUUCACAACACAAACGUUAACAUGAUCGAUGGCAAACACAGAUUUGCUGAGGAGGAAGCGCUGCAGAUCUACUGCAUCCGCAAGACUUCCACUUUAGGGACCUAGUCUAGCUCAAAACCUGGAAGUUCAGCUGUUCCCCCAAAGCAACAGCUCACUAUGGCCAUUCAUACUUCCAAGAGCUUUGGACAGCCACUUAGACAUUACCAGAAAGAGGAAAAAAAGGAAAAAACCCAAACCGAAACACUCACUUAGGUAACCAACUCGCUAGCAGCUAUCUCUAUGGCACACUUGUGUACGGGAUUAACCUCUUUUAGAUCUGGACAUGUGGCAGGGUGUAUUUAAUAAUCCCUACUGCUGUAGUUUCCCGUUCUCAGCACCGCUUUGCCAACCACACCAUCUCAUUGGUAGUACUUCCUGCUGGCCGCUGCACUGUAGAUACACCUACAGGAGACAGACCUACGUACCGCACCAGGAGAGUAAUUCAGUUUCCAUGUUUUAUUGAGAUUGCCUCUUAUCCAAUACAUGCAUGUGGCAUCAGAAGGGCAAGCCCAAACCCUCCCAUAAUCCCGUCAGCUUGUCAGCCCUCUUAGCACUGAGCGAGCAGUUUUUACCUUCCAACCCGGUGUUUUUUAAAAAGGAAGUGCUCACAGUCGUUCAUAAGCCAGUUUCUGUUCCUAUAUUGUUUUCUAUCUCUACAUAGUAUAUAUAUAUUUCUAAACUAACCCACUGACAACCAUGACAGCAUGCCCACACUUUUAUUUUCCUACAAAGGAAAGUAGAAUUCCAACAUUGUGGGUGUUCUGCACCAUCAUAUGCAACAGAGGGAGCUCUGGAGUGUUGUAGCACACAUAGUACACAUACAUAUACCCAAAUUGAGUGUUUUUAAACAGCUGUUUGAGUUUUUAUUAGUAUACACAAGACCACAGUAUAAGAUACCCUCUCCUCUGAGAGUAAGGCUUUUUCCAAGCCUAUCUGGCCUUCUACCGUUACACGGUUCUUUGGUUCUUUAAUGACUCACUCAGUGCUCAGAUCAAGGGCACUUCCUUGUUACAGUCACAAUGCUGGGAGCCCCAAAUCUCUCAGGAGUUCUGGCUUCCUGCAGGCCAAACUGCCCAAGGUGCCACAUAGCAGGAAUAGCUAAAUUAAUAAAAUAUAAUGUUUCAGCAGCCAAACCAACCGAGACCCCUGAUGAAACAUUCCCCACCGCAUCACGGCUUCCUUUCUGACCGAGAUAGCACAGGAUGGUCUUCAAGGAGGGGGCUCUAAAGAAAUGCAUUUCUGUUGUGUUCUUUGCGGUGCAGAUGAUGUUCUGUGUAACAACAUAAUGGUUAUUCACCUCUUAUUUUAAUUUUUUGCUGUGUUAUCAGAGAACUUGAAUACUGUGAGAAGAAGUGAAUUUUAAGUUGACAAAUCAGCAUCUUGUUCCCAUGGUGAUAACACUAAUUGAAUAUAUCUAUGAGGGCAUGUAUUAGUUAAAAGUUAAAAGAAAAAUACAACACUAACAAUACAUAGCUGCAAUGUGUCCAAUGGCUGAUUUAACUAAAUAAACAUGUACAAGUGUUCAAUGUA
Strigops habroptila (Kakapo) is the source of this 14038-nucleotide messenger RNA. It is a transcript of the gene ANK2, whose product is annotated as ankyrin 2. Lineage: Eukaryota; Metazoa; Chordata; Aves; Psittaciformes; Psittacidae. Gene Ontology annotation, molecular function: protein binding. Gene Ontology annotation, cellular component: T-tubule. Gene Ontology annotation, biological process: signal transduction; protein localization to T-tubule; regulation of cardiac muscle contraction. The transcript is spliced from 49 exons. Bases 6 to 11801 code for a protein of 3931 amino acids. The record is from RefSeq and is a predicted model, not a curated record.